UGCCUAUCGCUGCUCGCUCGCUCUCUCUCUCGCUCUGCUUUGGUCUUGCUAAGAAGCGACCCGAGUGAAAUGUAACAAAACAAGCGGCGCCUUCGCCCGCGCUUAAAGGAGCCGCGCUCGCUCGGAGGCGAAACUGAGGGGGGGGGAAGAAGUCGCGGGGAAAGUGGCCCGGAGGAAAGGGGACGAGGACCUGGUUGUUGGUUUCCUUCCUCCACGUUCCCAGGUGGAGCCGCACGGAGGGGAAACUGCGCCGGAGAAGGAGGCUUGCCUACCAAGAAGGAAAGGGGAAGGAGGAAAGCGGCAGGACAAGGGGGACGCGCGCCGGACUCUUGCUGAGGGACCAGGGCCGGCUCGAUGGCAGCGGCGCCGUCGGAGGAGGCGCUCGCUGCCGCCGCCGCUGCUGUUGCCGCCGCCGCUUCGGGCAGGACCUGCGCGAAGUUUGCUCGGUGAUGGCUUGAAAGUUGCCGGCAGCGCCCGGGGAAGGCUGGCUCGACGGCCCCAGCGCGCCUGCCUGCCUGCCUCGCCUUUCUCCCUCUUUCUGCUGCUGCUGCUGGUGGUGUUUGUUUCGGACUCGGCGAGCAGCGCCAUGUCGAAAGUGAUCCAGAAGAAGAACCACUGGACGACCAAGGUGCACCAGUGCGCGGUGAGCCGCGGGGCUCAGGGCCAGCUGGGGGUCACCAUCCUGGGGGGAGCGGAAUAUGGAGAGUUUCCUUACGUCGGGGCGACGGCCGAGGAGGACGGCGGCGGAGGCGACGGGAAACUGGGCGAAGGGGAGCUCUUGUUGGAGGUGCAGGGCAUCCGGGUGUCGGGCUUGCCCCGCUACGACGUGCUGGGAGUUAUCCGCAGCUGCAAGGACCCCGUGCUUUUCAAAGCCGUCAGACAAGGAAGUCGUCUGAACAAAGAUCUGAGACAUUAUCUCAACCAGAGGUUUCAGAAAGGAUCUCCAGAUCACGAGCUGCAACAGACUAUUAGAGAUAACCUUUAUCGCCACGCUGUGCCUUGCACAACACGUCCUCCACGAGAAGGAGAAGUGCCUGGUGUGGACUAUAACUUUCUGACUGUGCAGGAGUUUCUUGAGCUUGAAAAAAGCGGGACUCUUCUUGAAGUGGGAACCUAUGAAGGUAACUACUAUGGAACACCCAAGCCUCCCAGCCAACCCCUCAGUGGGAAAGUGAAUAAUACUGAUGCUUUGCAAAACCUCCAGUCCGGCUCCAAGCAGUCGACCCCCAAGCGAACCAAGUCUUACAAUGAUAUGCAAAAUGCUGGCAUAGUGCAUACGGAGAAUGAAGAGGAAGAUGAUGUCCCUGAAAUGAACAGUAGCUUUACAGCAGACUCUGGUGAACAAGACGAGCACAAUACACACAGCACAAGAGAUUCAGCUCCCCCAUCUGUGAAUAAUAGCAGUAUCACCACUGUUCCCACCACGGAACCUUCUCAGAAGCUCCCUCAAUACCUACCUCCUUGUGCAGAGGAAAACUUGGGUCCUCUGCCUGAAAACUGGGAGAUGGCCUAUACAGAAAAUGGAGAAGUCUACUUUAUAGACCAUAACACUAAAACGACGUCUUGGCUAGACCCACGGUGCCUGAACAAACAGCAAAAGCCUCUAGAAGAAUGUGAAGAUGACGAAGGGGUACACACGGAGGAACUGGACAGUGAACUAGAACUACCUACUGGUUGGGAAAAGAUUGAAGAUCCUGUAUAUGGUGUCUACUAUGUAGAGACUGGAGUCCAGAUGGACAUGAGGGUAAACUUUGCAUUGGGCUCAAGCCACAUCAACCGGAAAACACAAUAUGAAAACCCAGUUCUGGAAGCUAAACGGAAGAAACAGCUUGAGCAGCAGCAGCAGCAACCACCACAACCACCAGAAGAAUGGACAGCGGAGCACCCGCCACUUGCCCCUCCUGCCCUUCCAAACCACACUCCCAACAACCAGGAGACAGUUCGAGAUGCUCCAGUACAAACAGGAAAGCCGUUUUUCACACGGAACCCAUCUGAACUGAAAGGAAAGUUCAUUCACACCAAACUGAGGAAAAGCAGCAGGGGUUUUGGUUUCACCGUCGUCGGCGGGGAUGAACCGGAUGAAUUUCUUCAGAUAAAGAGUUUGGUGCUUGAUGGGCCUGCAGCACUGGAUGGCAAAAUGGAAACAGGGGACGUUAUCGUCAGCGUGAAUGACACGUGUGUGCUGGGCCAUACGCACGCUCAAGUUGUCAAAAUCUUCCAGUCGAUCCCCAUCGGCGCCAGCGUGGAUCUAGAACUCUGCCGAGGCUACCCUCUGCCUUUCGACCCCGAUGAUCCCAACACGAGCCUAGUGACCUCUGUGGCCAUCUUGGAUAAAGAACCGAUCAUUGUGAACGGGCAGGAGAACUAUGACUCCCCGGCGAGUCACGGCAGCAAAACGGGGAAAGUAAACGGGAUGAAGGAGCCCAGGCCCAGCAGCCCGGCUGAGGUUUCCUCGAACGGAUCCCACGGCUACCCCAAUGACACCGUCUCUUUGGCUUCUUCUAUAGCGACGCAACCUGAACUCAUAACUGUACAUAUAAUCAAAGGGCCGAUGGGCUUUGGCUUCACUAUAGCAGACAGUCCCGGGGGCGGGGGACAGAGAGUGAAGCAAAUCGUUGACAGCCCAAGGUGCCGAGGCCUAAAAGAAGGGGAUCUUAUAGUGGAAGUCAGUAAGAAGAAUGUCCAGAAUCUAACUCACAACCAAGUGGUGGAUAUGCUUAUCGAAUGCCCAAAAGGAAGCGAAGUGACGCUGCUUGUACAGCGAGGAGGACUGCCAGCCCCUAAGAAGAGCCCAAAGUCGCAACCACUUGAAAGGAAAGACAGCCAAAACAGCUCUCAGCACAGCGUCUCCAGCCACCACAGCACCCACACCGCUUCACCUGUCCGCAGCACCCAGGUGCUUCCCGACUACCCUGCCACCGAAGCACCAGCUGCGGAGCAACCAGACAACGCUGGGCAGAAGAAGCCAGAUCCAUUCAAAAUCUGGGCCCAGUCCAGGAGCAUGUAUGAAAGCCGACCUAUGUCACCUUCGCCUGCGACUGGACUGAGCAAGGGUGAAAGAGAGAGAGAAAUCAAUUCCACGAAUUUUGGAGAAUUUCCAGAUUAUCAAGAGCAGGAUAUUUUUCUAUGGAGGAAAGAGACUGGAUUUGGAUUUAGGAUUCUGGGUGGAAAUGAGCCUGGAGAACCUAUUUACAUUGGUCACAUUGUGCCACUGGGUGCUGCAGAUGCUGAUGGCCGCCUGCGAUCUGGGGACGAAUUGAUCUGCGUGGAUGGGACCCCUGUUGUCGGGAAAUCUCACCAGCUUGUAGUUCAGCUUAUGCAACAGGCCGCCAAGCAAGGCCAUGUCAAUCUGACUGUCAGGCGCAAAGUGGUUUACACAGUUCCGAAAGCAGAGAACGAGGUCCCCUCCCCAGCCUCAUCUCACCACAGCAGCAACCAGCCUGCUUCUCUGACAGAGGAGAAGCGCACUCCGCAGGGGAGCCAGAACUCGCUCAACACCGUCAGUUCCGGCAGCGGCAGCACCAGUGGAAUCGGCAGCGGAGGAGGCGGGGGCAGUGGUGUGGUCAGCACUGUGGUGCAGCCCUACGAUGUGGAAAUAUGCCGUGGAGAGAAUGAAGGCUUUGGCUUUGUCAUCGUGUCUUCCGUUAGCCGGCCAGAAGCUGGAACGACGUUCGCGGGCAAUGCAUGUGUGGCCAUGCCUCACAAAAUAGGUCGAAUUAUUGAGGGGAGCCCAGCAGACCGCUGUGGGAAGCUGAAAGUGGGGGACCGGAUCCUGGCCGUUAAUGGAUGCUCCAUCACCAACAAAUCACAUUCGGACAUCGUCAACCUAAUUAAAGAAGCGGGAAAUAUGGUUACUCUGCGCAUUAUCCCAGGGGAUGAAUCCUCCAAUGCAACCUUAUUGACCAAUGCAGAAAAAAUUGCUACAAUUACAACCACACAUACUCCUCAACAAAUGCCACAGGAGACCAGGAACAACACAAAACCAAAGCAAGAGUCCCAAUUCGAUUUCAAACCACCCACAGCCUCACAGCCGGACCAGGAUUUUUACACAGUGGAGCUUGAAAGAGGAGCCAAAGGGUUUGGCUUUAGCCUACGAGGGGGCCGAGAAUAUAACAUGGAUCUCUAUGUGCUGCGGUUAGCGGAGGACGGUCCUGCUGAGAGAUGCGGGAAAAUGAGGAUCGGUGAUGAAAUCCUGGAGAUCAAUGGAGAAACCACAAAAAACAUGAAGCACGCCCGAGCCAUAGAACUAAUUAAAAAUGGUGGCCGCAAAGUUCGCCUGUUUCUCAAACGUGGAGAUGGCUCUGUACCAGAAUAUGACCCCAGCAGUGACAGGAACAGUCCAGCCACAGGUUCACAAAAUGUAUCGGAAGUGAAAAACAUGCCAUCUGACAGACGACAACACUCAUCAUUGGAGCCCAGUUAUCCACCAGAUCUUCACAAAUCAUCACAACAUGGAGACAAGCGGAUAUAUGUUAAGGACCCAAAAGGCAGCAGAGAGUUUGGCAGACAAUCUAAUGAGCACCACACAUGGAAUGGAACUUCUAAAAACAGCAAUAGCAUAGCAGGCAGGAAAAAAGACAGGUCCCCGGAAGGCAGGAGAGACCGGCAACCGGAGAGGAUGGUGGUGAUCAAUGGACAAAAACGGAAAUCUCCCGAGAAGAGGAGGGAAGGGACCAGGAGUGCUGACAACACUUUGGAGAGAAGGGAAAGACAUGAGAAGAGGAGAGACUUUUCUCCAGAGAGACGGAGGGAGAGGUCACCAGCCCGCAGGAGGGAUGGCUCACCAAGCAGAAGGAGGCGGUCGCUCGAAAGGCUUAUGGAUCAACGAAGGUCACCUGACAGGAAGAGGGAGAGCUCCCCCCCUGAAAGGAGGGCAAAGUCAACUGACAGGAGAAGGGAGAGGACCCCAGAACGGAGGAGAGAGAGGUCUCCUGACAAAAGGAAUAGAGAUGAUAGAGUGGGUUUCAGGGAGAAGGAAGAGCGCGCUCUAAAAUACGACACUAAUAAAAAUAACAGGCACCCCCCUGAGCAAAGACGGCGACCCUAUAAGGAAUGCAGUACUGACCUCAGUAUCUAGUGGGUUUUGCAAGCUCAAGAUACAACUGCGGCCUUUCCAGCAUUCAGCGUUCCCAAGAGUGCGAAGGUAGCAAGCUGGGAAUCCAUUUUAGUUCCCCACAUCCGAUGCCUCCAACAGCAACAGUGGAAAUGAAAUCUAAAUCAUGAGAGUUUGUGCAAGUCUUGUACCUGGUUUAUGACAACAUUAAAGUAUUUUCCAAUGUAUUCAUUAAAAAAAAUAUGUCGCCAAAUGUUAGUCUUGAAGGAUUAUGAAAGUUGUGUUCUUCCAUAAUCAGUAACCAUAAUGAGCAUAAAACCUUUCAUUGAUAACUUUUGUUUCAUUGUUGUCCCUUUCCUAGUUAUUUGGAGGGCGAGGCAACAACGGUUAAGGGUUUUAUGACCAACCACACUGAUUUGCUCUCAUUGCGAUUCACUGCAGUGAUGUUAUGUAGGAUUUCCUAAAGGAUGGGUUGGAGGAAGAGUGUUCUUAUGAAGAGUAGGUUUAUAAUUAAAUAACCGAGAACUACUGUGGUAGAAGGGUGUGUCCCCCCCCCCUUUACAUAUAAAGAACGUAUUGCUAAAAUUAAGAACUAUUUGAAGAGACUACUAUUAGGAUGAAGGAUAUUUAUACAAAUCCACACAGCACAAGAUGUUAAAAGGAAUUUAUAGUGUGUUCCAUGAACAAUAUGUACUUUUGGGUCUCCUUUAAAAGGAAGCAAGGUGGCCAAGGACUGGGAGCCAUUGUGGGGAUCAACCAUCUUUUUCUCCCCCCCCCCCCUAUCUGGACACUGAAUAUUUCACAAAGGCAGCACCACUGUGAGUCUUCUUCGACUGGGCGGAUGAAACUGGAGUCUGGACAAUAUCAUUUGUCUACUCUGAAGGGAAAUUUAUAUUAGUUUUGGUUCCUGAGUCAAGAUGCAUUUUGAGGAACAAACGCUCCUUUCACAGACUGGGUUUUAAUGCCUUCAGUUCAGGCUAUAUGUUUUUAUUACUAUUAUUGCCAAAUGGAGCUGCCUCUCUAGGAUUCUGUUUUUUGUUUUGUUUUGUUUUUCCGAUUUGCUGGUCCACACUUACUUGAGGCAAAAGAAGUGUAUUUGCAAAGGAAAUGUGAUGUGUCGAGGACUGUUAAAAGAAGCAGUGGCUGGAAAGUUUGGCUUUGGGGUUUCAACACCAAGUAUAUGCUGUACUUCUGGACUGUAAAGAAUGGGGAGAAACCAAUACAAGGUUCUGUUUUUUUUAAUGGCAAGUUUGUGUGGUAGGUCUGCUGUAGUACUGAUAUGAGAUAUUAAUGGAUUACUGCCUAGCUGAGCCAAAAUGUUUGCCAUUACCAUUGGACCACUAAAGGUUUAAAGACUGCUGCUUUUUUUUUUUUUACAGUGCAUUGAUGUGUACAUGUAUACUGUUUCACCAUCUUUUACACACACACACACACACACACACACACACACACAGGUAAGGAUUACAAGUCUAUCACUGUUGUUGCCAUGGUACUGUAAAGAAAAAGGAAAAAAAGAGAUGGCCAAUCAUUGUGUGUACAGAGUUUAAAUUGUAAUUAAUAGAGCCUGUUGAAAACAAAACAAAAAAACUGUUGCCUUUUUUCUUAUAUAAAAGAGACUUUAUGACAAAAUUUAGCUGUGGGGAAUGUGCUAAGUGUUUAUAUUUCUGGAAAAAAAAUGGAACAAAUUGAUUCAUGAGGAUAUAUUUUAAUGUAAACUGAAUCAGGUAUGUAAAGCUGUUUUAAACAGGAGACUGUAUAAGUAACUGAAGCUUUUGUUGGUUUGAAUAUCAUAUCUUUCCUCAUGGUUGGGGGGGAGGGGCUGCCUGUUUGACCCUUAGGCACUUGUGUGCGGUCUGUGUUCUUCUUCAGUCCUCAUUUCUUGCAGUGUGCUAUAGUCAUAAUGCUCUCUCUUCUGUGUCGAUGAAAAGCAGUCUGUGGGCCAAUCUUUUUUAUAAAACACUAUGCAUAUAUAAAUACUACAUUGUUCAUAGCUUUAUUUGACUUAAUCGGGUUUAUACAUGACAUUAGUUAUAAGUAGAUGUGGACUUUACCCAGUAUAAAAUUCUUUCCUUGGGAUAAAACACAAUGUAUAUGAUGUAGCUACUAAGAAAGAAAGAGUCUGUGAAUGCUAUUUUUAUUAUCAAAUAAAGAUUUCCAUACAAAGUAAA
This is a messenger RNA of Podarcis muralis (Common wall lizard), 7221 nucleotides long. RefSeq names its product membrane associated guanylate kinase, WW and PDZ domain containing 1 (gene MAGI1). Gene Ontology annotation, cellular component: cell-cell junction; cytoplasm. Gene Ontology annotation, biological process: signal transduction. NCBI's taxonomy places the organism in Eukaryota, Metazoa, Chordata, Lepidosauria, Squamata, Lacertidae. Gene Ontology annotation, molecular function: protein binding. The record is from RefSeq and is a predicted model, not a curated record.